CCGCGCCCGCCGCGCCGCAGGCCUCGGAGCUCCGCCGGGAGGGCAACGCCUUGUUUCAGGAGGGCCGCUACGAGGAGGCGCUGGCGGCGUACACGCGAGCACUCAGCCUGUGCCCCCCGGAGGCCCGGCCCGGCCCGCAGCGCGCCCUCCUGUACCGCAAUCGCGCCGCCUGCCACCUCAAGCUGGAGAACUACACCCAAGCCGAAUCGGAUGCUUCUAAAGCCAUAGAAGCUGAUGGGCGUGACGUAAAGAGCCUCUUCCGUCGCAGCCAAGCUCUCCAGAAAUUAGGCCGCCAUGAUCAGGCCAUCCUAGAUUUGCAGAGGUGUUUGAGCUUGGAACCCAAGAAUAAAGUCUUCCAGGAGGCUCUGCACAACUUUGGCAGCAGCAUGUGUGAGAAGAUGAGAGCCAUGUCCAGUACCGACUCUAAAGUGGAGCAGAUGUUUAAGCUGUUGUUGGACACUGAAGAAAAAGAUCUGGAUAAAAAGCAAAAGGCAGCUCAGAAUUUGAUCGUUCUGGCUCGAGAAGAACCUGGUGCAGAGAAGAUCUUCCAGAGCGACGGAGUGCACCUGUUGCUGCGGCUGUUGGAUUUGGGCCAGCCGGAUAUGACAUUGGCAGCCCUGCGGACCUUCACUGGCCUAUGCCAGGGGCAUCGUUCCCGGACUGCGGCGAUCCUGGCCCAGCUGGGGCCCCAGCGCCUCCUUGCUGUGCUGGAGGUGGAGGAUGAGCAUGUCUCUCUGGCCACCCACAAUCUGCUUCAGGUCAUGUUUGAUGCCCUCAAGGAGGGUCUCCAGCGGCUUGCACCCAAGAAGGAGGGUGCUCUGGUGUUGGAUGGCUCUGAGGAGCUGAAAAUGCUGCUCAAGUGUCUGCUGCAGGCCCUGACUCAGGGCAGCAUCUCCUCUUACGGCCGCGACGGCAUCCUCAACCUGCUGAUCAGUGUGGUUCCCCGGAAGUCCCUGCAGACUCCUGACAACAGCCUGACCCUCUGGGCCAUUGACCAGGGUCUCAAGGAGAUCCUGGAGGUCGGAAGCACGGUGCGGCACAGCGCCGGAGGCCUGCGGGUGACGGACAACACCCACAUGAGCGCUGCUGUCCUGCUCAGCAAGCUCUACGGGGACCUGAAGAGUGACGGAGAGCGGGAGAAUUUCCACCGGCUCUGUGAGGACUACGUCAGGGGCUGGUUCCAGGACGAGAGCGUGCCUGGGAAGCUCCGGGCCAUCCAAACCGCAGCAGUCCUCCUGCAGGGCCCCUCCGAGGCCGGCAACCGGGUGCUGGAGCUGAGCGGCAUCAUGGAGAGCAUCCUGGCCCUGUGCGCCUCUUCCCGUGAGGCUGACCAGUUGGUGGCUGUGGAGGCCCUGAUCCAUGCCGCCGACAAGGCCAAGCACGCCUCCUUCAUCUCGGCCAAUGGCGUAACUCUGCUCAAGGAGAUCUACAAGCACAGCGACCGGGACAGCAUUCGCAUCCGUGCGCUGGUGGGCCUCUGCAAGCUGGGCUCGGCCGGAGGCACGGACUUCAGCAUGAAGCAGUUCGCAGAGGGCUCCACCCUGAAGCUGGCCAAGCAGUGCCGCAAGUGGCUGUGCAACGAGGCCGUCGACGCGGGCACACGGCGCUGGGCAGCAGAGGGCCUGGCCUACCUCACGCUGGACGCGGACGUCAAGGAGGAGCUCGCGCAGGACGGGGCCGCGCUGCACGCCCUCUUCCAGCUCACACAGUCCGAGAACCGGAGCUUGCUGUUUGCGGUGGCGUCCACGCUUGUCAACUGUACCAACAGCUACGACCAAGAAGAGCCGGACCCCCAGAUGGUGGAGCUUGCCAAGUACGCCAAGCAGCACAUCCCCGAGAAGCAUCCAAAGGACAAGCCAGAGUUUGUGCGCAGGCGCGUGCAGAAGCUUCUGGCUGCUGGCGUGGUGUCCGCUCUGGUCUGCAUGGUGAAGAGUGAGAGCCCACCCCUGAGCGCCGCCUGUCGGGAGCUGAUCUCCAGGGUGUUCCUGGCUGUCGUGGAAGACCCAGAGGACAGAGGAGCCGUGGUCGCUGCUGGAGGGGGCAAGGCUCUCAUCCCGCUGGCCCUGGAGGGCACCAAGGCAGGGCAGACCAAGGCAGCACAAGCCCUGGCCAGGAUCGCCAUCACCACGGCUCCCGAGAUGGCCUUCCCAGGAGAGCGGAUCUUUGAGGUGGUCCGGCCCUUGGUGGGCCUCCUGCACUUGAACUGCACCGGCCUGCAGAAUUUUGAGGGGCUGAUGGCGCUCACCAACCUGGCUGGGACCAACGAGCGGCUCAGGCAGAAGAUCGUGAAGGAAAAGGCCGUGCCCCUGGUCGAGGGCUACAUGUUUGAGGAGCAUGAGAUGAUCCGCCUGGCGGCCACGGAGUGCAUGUGCAACCUGGUGCUGCACCCGGAGGUCGCCGAGCUCUUCUUGGCUGAAGGGAGCGACCGGCUGAAGCUGCUGGUCCUCUACAGUGGGGAGGAGGAUGAGCGGCUGCGUCAGGCGGCUUCUGGGGCGCUGGCGGUGCUUACGUCACUGCUGCCUCCGAUCUGCACCCGCAUCCCUGACACGACCACCGAAUGGCAGGUGAUCCUGCAGGCUCUGCUGCUCAGCCCUAGUGUGGAGCUCCAGCACCGCGGCGCCGUGGUGGCAAGGAACAUGGUGGCGGCGGACCAGGAGGUGGCCGCGAAGCUAAUGGAGAGUGAGACGCUGGAGAUCUUGUCAGUCGCGGCCAAGCGGGGCGACAAGCCCCAAGUGGCCCAGGCCGCCGCAGAGUGCCUGGCCCAGGCCGUGGCGUACGGCUUGAUCAAGGCCAGCCCCACCAGCGGGCAGUGAAGCUGUCUUCUCGCGGCCUGUGCGGACACACGCGGCUGGUGCUGGGCUUGCUGAGCGCUGGGUGCUGGGGCCAGGGAAGGCGCGACUGGGCUCUGCCGGCCAGGCCUGCCCGCCCUGCCCGCGGCCUGUGGGCACCUUUCUCGCCUGCCGGGGCUUUGUGUGGCGAUGCAGCGGACGGCUUUGGGCAGCACACGGAUGUUCGGGCUCGUCUUUCUCUGGGAACGUCUCUCGCUGGCACCGCCGUGACGGCAUGAUGAUGGCGGGCAGGUUCCACGGGAGUCCGGCUUCUGCGGAGGGCUUGGGGGCCGCUCGGCCGCUGCUGCGGUGCACUUCCUGUCAGCUGCCGCUGGAGGGCACUGCUUGUGUGCGGCACUCGCCCCCACCCCGGGGUCUGCGGCCCGCUUCCCUCCCGCUGCCUUGUGAGCCGGGAAGCUGCCUUCCCACCACGCCGCCCUUCCACUGCUGUGCUUGACUGCUGAGUCUCCUGCUGUUUGCAUUCCCGGCCCUCUCUGGCAAAUGAGGGCUUCCGUUACGAGCAGUGACACUUCAGGGACAAGUGGCGUAUUGUACGGAGCUAACAAGGAAAACUAUGCAAAUAUUCCUUUCUGUAAAGCAAAUUCACACA
This is a messenger RNA of Varanus komodoensis (Komodo dragon), 3438 nucleotides long. It is a transcript of the gene UNC45A, whose product is annotated as unc-45 myosin chaperone A. Bases 387 to 2813 code for a protein of 808 amino acids. Gene Ontology annotation, molecular function: Hsp90 protein binding. NCBI's taxonomy places the organism in Eukaryota, Metazoa, Chordata, Lepidosauria, Squamata, Varanidae. The record is from RefSeq and is a predicted model, not a curated record. The transcript is spliced from 19 exons.